Equus quagga is the source of this 1074-nucleotide messenger RNA. It is a transcript of the gene APOA1, whose product is annotated as apolipoprotein A1. Gene Ontology annotation, cellular component: extracellular region. Gene Ontology annotation, biological process: lipoprotein metabolic process; lipid transport. The record is from RefSeq and is a predicted model, not a curated record. NCBI's taxonomy places the organism in Eukaryota, Metazoa, Chordata, Mammalia, Perissodactyla, Equidae. Gene Ontology annotation, molecular function: high-density lipoprotein particle receptor binding; lipid binding. The transcript is spliced from 3 exons. The coding region runs from base 97 to 897 and encodes 266 amino acids.
CUGUGACGACUGGGGAACACAGAGCCCCUCCACACUAGAAGCUGCCCCACUCAGCCAGGCCCCUCUUCUCCUCCAGGUCACCCAGGUCCCUUCAGGAUGAAAGCUGUGGUGCUGACCGUGGCCGUGCUCUUCCUCACGGGGAGCCAGGCUCGGCAUUUCUGGCAGGGAGAUGAACCCCAGUCAUCUUGGGAUAGAGUGAAGGAUUUGGCCACCGUGUACGUGGACGCAGUCAAAGACAGCGGCAGAGAAUAUGUGGCCCAGUUUGAAGCCUCCGCCUUGGGAAAACAGCUGAACCUGAAACUCCUGGACAACUGGGACAGCUUGGGCACCACCCUCGGCAAGCUGCGCGAACAGUUAGGCCCGGUCACCCAGGACUUCUGGGAUAAACUGGAAAAGGACACAGAAGGGCUGCGGCAGGAGCUGAACAAGGAUCUGGAGCUGGUGAAGCAGAAGGUGCAGCCCUACCUGGACGAUUUCCAGAAGAAGUGGCAGGAGGAAGUGGAGGUCUACCGCCAGAAGGUGGCGCCGCUGAGCGACGAGUUCCGCGAGGGCGCGCGCCAGAAGUGGCAGGAGCUGCACGAGAAGCUGACCCCGCUGGCCGAGGAGUUGCGCGACCGGCUGCGCACCCACGUGGAAUCGCUGCGCGUGAACCUGGCGCCCUUCAGCGAGGAGCUGCGCCAGCGCCUGGCCUCCCGGCUGCAGGCGCUCAAGGACGACGGCGGCGCCAGCCUGGCCGAGUACCACUCCAAGGCCAGCGAGCAUCUGAAGGCGCUCAGCGAGAAGGCCCACCCCGCGCUGGAGGACCUGCGCCAGGGCCUGCUGCCCGUGUUGGAGAGCCUCAAGGCCAGCUUCCUGGCUGCCGUCCAUGAGGCCUCCAAGCAGCUGACUCCCCAGUGAGACGACCAUGGCCACUGGGACUCCUCCCAGCCCGGACCCGAGGGCCUCUCUCCUUGGGUUCCCCUUUCCAUCGGUUUCUUAGAAUAAAUGUUUCCAAAGUGGGAUGUAUGUGUUGGGUUGUAUGUUUUGUGAAGCUUCAGUUAUGAUUUUUAAACAAUAAAAAGUUCUCAAAAUAAA